Molecule: messenger RNA, 597 nt
Organism: Ilex paraguariensis (yerba mate)
Lineage: Eukaryota; Viridiplantae; Streptophyta; Magnoliopsida; Aquifoliales; Aquifoliaceae
Source: the annotation of a GenBank genome assembly
AUGGGAGAAGGUAGUGGUCUAAUGAGAGGUUUGGACAUAAACCAAGUACCCUCAGGAGCAGAAGAAGAAUCCAUGGAAGAAGAAGAUGAUAGCCCCAAUGGAGGUCCUCCCAGAAAGAAACUCCGUCUCACAAAGGAACAAUCUCGUCUCCUUGAAGAAAGCUUCAAACAAAACCUCAGCUUGAACCCUAAACAAAAGGAGGAUUUGGCAAUGGAAUUGAAGCUAAAGCCACGGCAAGUUGAGGUCUGGUUUCAAAACCGUAGAGCAAGGAGCAAGCUGAAGCAUACAGAGAUGGAAUGUGCUUAUUUGAAGAGAUGGUAUGGUUCACUGACUGAACAAAACAGGAGGCUACAGAAGGAGGUAGAAGAGCUAAGGGCCAUGAAGGUAGGCCCACCCACCGUGAUAUCGCCGCACAGUCGUGAGCCCCUCCCGGCAUCCACCCUCACCAUGUGCCCUCGGUGCGAGCGUGUUACCACUAAUGUUCCCUUCAAAGACCCCACAAGAACCACAAUCACCACCACCGCGACCAACCACCCAGCCACCUUGUCUGCUAAAGUGCCUAUAUUUCACUCCCGACAUCCUUCAACAGCAUGUUAG